This is a messenger RNA of Schistocerca serialis cubense, 1446 nucleotides long. RefSeq lists its product as uncharacterized. Lineage: Eukaryota; Metazoa; Arthropoda; Insecta; Orthoptera; Acrididae. The record is from RefSeq and is a predicted model, not a curated record. Bases 1 to 1446 code for a protein of 481 amino acids. The transcript is spliced from 2 exons.
AUGCUCGGUGAAUGUGACAGCAUUGACACACUCAUCACGGGCGACAGUCUUGGCAUGCUCAGUGCAGGUGACAGGGUCGGUGCGCUCACCAUGGGUGACAGUGGCGACAGUGGCAGGGCCCUCAGCGUGGGUGACAAUGACGGUGUGCUCAGCACGAGCGGAAGUGAUGGUGCAGGCGACAGCCUUGGCACUGGAGACAGUGACGGCUCAGGAGACAGCGAUGGCUCUGAAGACAGUGACGGCACUGGAGACAGCGAUGGCUCCGGAGACAGCGAUGGCUCUGGAGACAGAGACGGCACUGGAGACAGCGACGGCUCUGGAGACAGCGAUGGCUCUGUAGACAGCGACGGCACUGGAGACAGCGACGGCUCUGGAGACAGCGAUGGCUCUGUAGACAGCGACGGCACUGGAGACAGCGACGGCUCUGGAGACAGCGAUGGCUCUGGAGACAGCGAUGGCACUGGAGACAGCGACGGCUCUGGAGACAGUGACGACUCAGGAGACAGCGAUGGCACCGGAGACAGCGAUGGCUCUGGAGACAGCGAUGGCACUGGAGAAAGCUUUGUCACACUUGGCAAGGGUGAUAACAUUGACGAGGAUGACAGCAUCAGUGUGCUCGGCACGGGUGAUUGCGUUGGCGUGCUCAGUGCGGGUGACUCUGUUGGCGUGCUUGGUGUGGACAACUCUAUUGACAUGCUCGGUGCGGGCAACUCCGUCGGCAUGCUCGGCGCUGGCGACUCUGUUGGCAUGCUUGGCGCGGGCGACUCUGUUGGCAUGCUCGGUGGGGGCGACUCUGUUAGCAUGCUCGGUGUGGACAGCUCUAUUGGCAUGCUCGGUGCGGGCAACUCCGUCAGCAUGCUUGGCGCUGGCGACUCUGUUGGCAUAUUUGGCGCAGGCGACUCUGUUGGCAUGCUCGGUGGGGGCGACUCUGUUAGCGUGCUCGGUGUGGACAGCUCUAUUGGCAUGCUCAGUGCGGGCAACUCCGUCGGUACGCUCGGCGCUGGCAACUCUGUUGGCAUGGUCGGCACAGGAAACUCUGUUGGCAUGCUCGGCACGGGCGACUCCGUUUGCAUGCUCAGUGGGGGCAACUCAGUAGGCAUGCUUGGAGCGGGCGACUGUGCUGGCGAGUGCGGUGCAUGCGACUGCGGUGGAGCACUUGGCACGCGUGACUCCGUUGGCAUGCUCAGCAGGGGCAACUCAGGAGGCAUGCUUGGAGCGGGUGACUGUGCUGGCGAGUGUGGUGCAAGCGACUGUGGUGGAGCACUUGGCACGGGUGACUCCGUUGGCAUGCUCAGUGGGGGCAACUCAGUAGGCAUGCUUGGAGCGGGUGACUGUGCUGGCGAGUGCGGUGCAAGCGACUGCGGUAGAGCACUUGGCACGGGUGACUGCAUUGGCGUGGGUGACUGCAUUGGCACACUCGGCACAGAUGACAUUUUUAGCACAUAG